AUGCAGAUUUACCUUUACAAUUCGGAUGACUUUGACAGCCUCAGCGCUGCCAUCAAGGAAAGACGCAUCAUUGCUGCCAUGUCCGUCUUCUUUGAGCUGGGGCAAAAAGACAAUCCAGCUGUAGAACCCAUCAUCCAGGGAUUGAAAGGAGUAGUGCAUCACGAAAAGGAAACAAACCUCAGGUCGUUCGUCCUGAGGGAUCUGCUGCCGUCGUCCGUGGACAAUUACUACCGAUACACCGGCUCUCUGACCACCCCGCCCUGCAUCAAGGUGGUGGAGUGGAUCAUCUUCUCCAGGCCUGUGUAUCUGUCCCACACACAGCUGGAGGCCUUUUACUCCAUCUUUACAACAGAGCAACAAGACCACGUCAAGUCUGUCGAGUACCUGAGGAACAACUUCCGGCCCCUGCAGGACCUGGAUGAUAGGAAAGUCUUUAAGUCGGCUGUAAAGGACGCAUGGCAGAGAGAUUUAACCGAUGUCCUGAAUAGUCCUCACAGCACUGAGGCUUCAAGAGUGUGCAGCAGUGCCCCGGUGAACAUGAAGAUCCAGCCGCUCAACCAGACUGCGCUAAUGGUGACCUGGGAGCGCCCUCUGACCGUCUACCACCCCCCCAUCACCAGUUACAUGGUCUCCUACAGCUGGGUGAAACGUGAAGUUGCUAACGAAAUGACCUUCACCAACACUGGGGACCAGAGUAUGAGAGCCAUCAUAACUAAUGUGUCCCCUGAAGUGCUGUACCUGUUCAGAGUGCAGGCAGUGUGUCAGCAUGACCUGCGCAGUGAUUUCAGCCAAACACUGCUGUUCAGAGCUAAUACAACAAGAAUAUUUGAAGGGUCUCGUAUUGUGAAGACUGGCAUGCCCACGAUUUCUCCAGCGUCCUCAGCAGACAUGGCUCCCAUCAGCUCUGGUUCAUCCACUUGGACGUCCUCUGGCAUCCACUUUUCCAUUGUCUCCAUGGCAACGGGGAUGGGCCCCUCCUCUAGUGGCAGCCAGGCCACGGUGGCAUCGGUGGUGACGAGCACCUUGCUGGCAGGCUUGGGCGUAGGCGGAGGGGUCAUCUCUUCUUUGCCCAGCUCUGUUUGGCCCACACAGACGCCCCCAGCAACGCAGAAUCCCACUCGUCCUUCCACCCCGCCUGCCAAGUCGAGCACCGAGCAGGCGGCGGCCCCGGGCCCUGAUAAAGACACCCAGUCUGAGGAGAAGCAGGCUGCAAGUGAGGGCGAGGAGGAGGAGGAGGGGGAGAGAGAAGGAGAACAAGAUGAAGAAGAGGAUGAGAAGAAGAAGAAGAGCAAGCCUGCACCUGAUAAUGAGAAGAAGCAGGCGAACAGCACUGUGGCCAAAGAGCCUUUAAUCCCCACCCCCGCAUCCACAGCCAAAGAGAAAGGAGAAGGGAAGCCUACAGCCAAAGGCACCGCAGCGCCCGUGUGCACCGGUGGCGAUGAGCUGGUCAACGUAGAGACAAAUCUCACUGAUGUAAAUGCAGCCCCCACUCAGGAGCCUCGUAAUGACACUGCAGAGAUGCAGAUUCCACAGAGCUCUACACUGUCCCCAAAAAUCAGUAGUGAUGGCAGGAGUAUCUGGCCUUUCUCUGUACACACUGACACAACCAUGUUGUCCAAUGUGACCCGGGUCCCUCACCCGGGGAUGGGGAGGAUGGUGUGGAUUGUCCCCUUGGUGGUGGUGUCCGCUCUCACACUGCUCUGCCUCAUAAUGCUGCUGAUCGUGAUGAUCUACUGGAGGAGAUUUUUCCAGACAGCUCACUUCUAUGUGGAGGAGAGCAGCUCUCCACGGGUGGUGGCCAAUGAGAAUAUACCAAUUAUCCCUAUACCAGAUGACAUGGAGGCCAUCCCUGUUAAGCUGUUUAUCAAACACAUCAUGGAGCUCUACAAGAACAACCUACAAGGUUUUUCUGAGGAGUUUGAGGAGGUCCAGCGCUCCACAGCAGACCUGAAAAUCACAUCAGAACACUCCAAUCAUCCUGACAACAAGCACAAGAACAGAUACAUCAACAUUGUGGCUUACGACCACAACAGGGUGAAAUUACGAGCUCUGGCGGGGAAAGAUGCCAAACAUUCGGAUUACAUCAAUGCCAACUACGUGGAUGGCUACAACCGGCCGAGAGCUUAUAUAGCUGCCCAGGGUCCUCUCAAGUCUACAUUCGAGGACUUUUGGAGAAUGGUGUGGGAGCAGAACACGGGAAUCAUCAUAAUGAUCACCAACUUGGUGGAGAAAGGACGAAGAAAAUGUGACCAGUAUUGGCCGACAGAGAACAGCGAGCAGUAUGGGAAUAUUGUAGUGACGCUGAAAAGCACCAAAGUACACGCCUGCUACACACUGCGGCGUUUCCUUAUAAGGAAUACUAAAGUUAAAAAGGGUCAAAAGGGGAACCCAAAGGGAAAGCUAAAUGAACGCAUCAUUGUGCAGUUUCACUACACUCAGUGGCCUGACAUGGGAGUACCGGAGUACACCCUCCCUGUCCUCACCUUCAUCAACCGCUCGUCAGCAGCUCGCACCGCAGACAUGGGCCCGGUCCUGGUGCACUGCAGUGCAGGGGUGGGGCGCACAGGAACGUACAUUGUCAUUGACAGCAUGCUACAACAGAUGAAGGACAAAAGCACAGUCAGCGUCCUGGAUUUUCUCAAACAUAUCCGCACACAACGCAACUACCUAGUUCAGACUGAGGAACAGUAUGUUUUCAUCCACGACGCUCUGAUGGAGCUCAUUAUGAGCAGAGACACAGAGGUGCCUGCCUGGCAGCUGCACAGUUACGUCAAUAGCAUCCUCACCCCCAGCUCGGCAGGCCGCACCAUGCUGGAGAAGCAGUUCAGGCUGUUGACUCAGUGCAACGCGCGCUUUGUGGAGUGCUUCAGUGCCCACAAAGAUUGCAACAAGGAGAAAAACCGCAACUCCUCAGUGGUUCCCUCGGAGCGAGCAAGGGUCGGACUUGCCACUCUGCCCGGAAUGAAAGGAACAGAUUACAUUAAUGCAUCCUACGUAAUGGGUUACUUCAGGAGUAAUGAGUUCAUCGUUACCCAGCAUCCCUUGCCCCACACCACCACAGACUUCUGGAGGAUGAUUUGGGACCACAACGCUCAAAUAAUUGUCAUGUUGCCUGACAACCAUGGCCUGGCUGAGGAUGAAUUUGUUUAUUGGCCGAGUCGGGAGGAGUCCAUGAACUGCAUCGCCUUCACUGUCACACUCAUCAGUAAGGACAGACUGUGCCUCUCCAACGAGGAGCAGAUCAUCAUCCAUGACUUCAUCUUGGAGGCCACUCAGGACGACUACGUUCUGGAGGUGAGACACUUUCAGUGUCCUAAAUGGCCCAACCCUGAUGCUCCUCUCAGCAGCACCUUCGAGCUCAUCAAUGUCAUCAAGGAGGAGGCCAUGACUCGAGAUGGCCCCACCAUCGUGCACGAUGAGUAUGGAGCCGUUUCAGCGGGCAUGCUCUGCGCCCUCACCACACUGUCCCAACAGCUGGAGAACGAGGGCGUCGUCGACAUCUAUCAGGUGGCGAAGAUGAUCAACAUCAUGAGACCAGGCGUCUUUACAGAUAUAGAGCAGUACGAGUACCUUUACAAAGCCAUGCUCAGCCUGGUGGGUAACAGAGAGGACGGCCUGAGCCCCAUGCACAUGGACACUAAUGGGGUGGUGGUGAUCGCAGACGAGUCGGACCCCGCGGAGAGCAUGGAGUCGCUCGUCUGAGGACGUCCUCACAGGCACUUAAUUUGUAAAAACUCGAGAACUUUUCUGAGGCCUUUUUCUGCCAGACUAUUGAUUAAAUGAAUAAUCUUAUUACUUUUUAUACUGAUAAAAGUCUUUUGAUAUUUAUGUUUUCGUCCUUUUUUUCUUGUCUUGAAUGUUAUCCUGCUGAGCGUUUGCACCUGUUUGAGUUGACGUGAGGGAAAAGCAGCUCUGUCCAGUUUGCACUAUACUAUCAGUGUUACUGCCUAAAUCAAGUGAAUGAAGACGUUUAACAGUUCAAUCCUGGCAUCAUCACAUGACCAGGAUCUUUGGAUCACAUAAGACAAACCUGAAGCAUGAAGGCCAGGAGGAAAUAAUGCGAUCUGCUUCGAAAAGUGUCUCCAAACAAAACAUUACAACACAAAGUAGCCCAGCACGCAUUAUGUCACUUUGUCGACCUCGAAGCGUUUUGAGGCUCCGCUCCAUCUGGGUGAAACUCUUUAUCACAUGUUAAGAGACUAUUACCUGCUUAAUAUUCAUAUAUUGUCCAAGUAUCUCACUGCUGUCUUGUAUAAUGUACUUACGGCUUAUUUUGUUAAAUUGUGUUACAUCAUCUAAUGUGAACAUGUAUUGCUUUUUACAGGGAUUUAUAUUGUGAUAUUGUUUUGUAAUAUAUAUAUAUAUAUAUUAUAUCCUUAAUAGCCAACCAAUGUUUUUCUUUUUUUUUUAGUGCUUUUGCCUAUUUGUUGACUGGCCUUGAUGUAGAUUCAUGUUUUUAUGAGACUGCCAUGAAUAAUCUACAAAGCUCAA
Messenger RNA from Notothenia coriiceps (black rockcod), 4491 nucleotides. Its product is annotated as protein tyrosine phosphatase receptor type G. Gene Ontology annotation, biological process: protein dephosphorylation. Lineage: Eukaryota; Metazoa; Chordata; Actinopteri; Perciformes; Nototheniidae. The transcript has 25 exons. The record is from RefSeq and is a predicted model, not a curated record. Gene Ontology annotation, molecular function: protein binding; protein tyrosine phosphatase activity. Bases 1 to 3702 code for a protein of 1233 amino acids.